AUGGAUAUCGAUAAACUGUUCAAGAUGCCCAAGCUGCCAGCUGGUGGCAAUAAGAGGCGAAUGCCCGACAACCCUACCCCCGAGAUGCUCAAACGGAUGCGAAUGGACACCGAGGAAUCUGAACCGUCUGCGUCCGUUGAAACUGUUAACGGCUCGACGUCGCGCGGUAAAGGCAAAUCACGGGCAGUCACCGUACAAGACGAGAGCGAGGAGGGUCAAGACUCCAUGGAAGUCGACUUCGCGCCUGGUGGAGACGCCGACUAUUUCGUGGAGGAGGACGAUGAGGGCCGUUUCUUUGGUGGAGGAUUGACGCAGGAGCAAAAGGAGAUCUUGAACAUAUUUGACCAGGCAGGCGGUGAGGAAGCACGAGAAGACUUGGACGAGAUGAGCGCUGUCACCGUUCGACGGUUAUUGACGCGUUUCGAACGCGCUGCCAACAAGAACCAGGACCAGCGGUCAAAACAUCCUGACGACCCUACGAAAUUCAUUGACUCUGAAGCAGACCUUGAUGCUGCUCUCAAGGCCCUCCUACCACUCGCACAGUCUCCCGCCCUAGCCUACCCAGAGAUCAUCCGUUCUGGAGCGGUGGAACGAUUGAUCGGACUACUCAGUCAUGAAAACGUGGACAUUGUCAUCGACGUCGUCGAGGUCAUCCACGAAUUCACAGACGAGGACGUUGGGAACGAAGGGGACGAUGAGGAGGAGGAAGGCGAAGGGAGCCGCGAGGACGCGCUCAAGCAACUCAUCCAAGGCUUCCUUGACAACGCAAUCCUGGAACUCUUGGUGGACAAUCUGAGUCGUUUCAACGAGGAGGAGGAAUCUGACAGACAAGGUGUAUUCCAUGUUUUGGGUAUCUUUGAAAAUCUACUCGGUUUCAAUGCGGACUUGUCCGUACAACUCGUGGCGAAAACGAAGAUUCUGUCUUGGCUACUAAAGCGCACAGAGUCUACCAAGCGCGAUGAGAACAGGGGCUACGCAGCCGAAAUUCUCUCCAUAGUGUUACAAAACAACAGAGCGAACCGCAUAGAACUAGGAAAGCAAGACGGUGUUGAAAGUCUUCUCAAAGUUCUUUCACGCUAUCGCAAAAAGGACCCCGUCGAUGCUGACGAAACGGAAUUCAUGGAGAACGUAUUUGACGUCCUCUGCUCCGCCCUUGGCGAACCCGAGAUCAAACAGCAGUUCCUGGACUCGGAGGGUGUAGACCUCAUGGUGCUCAUGAUGAAGGACAAGAUGCAGUCUCGUUCAAGGGCUAUCAAGGUCUUGGACUACGCCAUGUCAGGGCCUGCGGGCACGGCUGCGUGUGAGACCUUCGUUGACGCGCUGGGCCUCAAGAACCUCUUCUCGACAUUCAUGGGCGGCAAGAAGCAAAAAGUCACCGAUGGCCAUGCAGCGUCUGAAGAUACCGCACAUACACUGGGUAUCGUCUCCUCAUUGCUUUCCAACCUGGCCUCCGACUCCCCAGCUCGCAUUCGUCUGUUGACCAAGUUCGUCGAGAACAACUACGAGAAGCCGGAGAAACUGCUUGAGAUUCGAGACGCUGCCCAAGCACGACUAAAAGCGAUGGAGAAGGAGAUUGAAGAUGAGAAGAAGCGAAUGGAGGCUGACGGUGAAGAGAUCGACUCUGAAAUGGGUGACCUCUGGUAUUUGCGUCGUUUGGAUAAUGGCCUGUUCACCCUCCAGACGGUCGACUAUAUUCUCGCCUGGAUUGUCAUGGAGGACGACGGGGUUCGAACGCAUGUCCAAAAGCUCCUGGACCGAAAGAGCCAGUCUUUCAAGGACAUUGUCAAGAUUCUACAGAUCUACCACGACAACGUCGACGAGGACAAGACCACUUCAGAGGGCGACCCCGAUGGCGCGCCGUCACAACGCGAGAUUCUGCGCAACCUCAUCGCCUUCCUCGAAGCCUGCUGA
Messenger RNA from Trametes versicolor FP-101664 SS1, 1911 nucleotides. RefSeq names its product DUF1716-domain-containing protein. The record is from RefSeq and is a predicted model, not a curated record. NCBI's taxonomy places the organism in Eukaryota, Fungi, Basidiomycota, Agaricomycetes, Polyporales, Polyporaceae. Gene Ontology annotation, cellular component: spliceosomal complex. The coding region runs from base 1 to 1911 and encodes 636 amino acids. The transcript is spliced from 11 exons.